Messenger RNA from Arabidopsis thaliana (thale cress), 1956 nucleotides. RefSeq names its product Transcriptional factor B3 family protein. NCBI's taxonomy places the organism in Eukaryota, Viridiplantae, Streptophyta, Magnoliopsida, Brassicales, Brassicaceae. The transcript is spliced from 8 exons. The record is from RefSeq and is marked reviewed. Gene Ontology annotation, cellular component: nucleus. Bases 124 to 1791 code for a protein of 555 amino acids. Gene Ontology annotation, molecular function: DNA binding.
GUUUUGUAUAGAAAGCUGAGAAAGGUUAUUUUUUUACAUUACAGAAGUAAGGGAUACAAAGUUGUUAGUUCAUCUUCUCUCCGCUCAGAAGAAGAAAAACUUAAAAAAAUUCAACGUCUGAAUAUGGCUAAUCCACUUCUCUAUUCUCCGAUCAACCCACAAUUCUUCCAACCACUUCUUCCCGGUUUCACCAACCACCUGGACAUUCCUGUGGCGUUCUUCUUGAAGUACUUAGUGGGAACUAACGUAGGAAAAACGGCUGAGCUCAGAUCAGAUGCAUCGGAGAUGACAUGGAAAGUGAAGAUAGACGGCCGGAGACUCUCUAAUGGUUGGGAAGAUUUCACAAUCGCACAUGAUCUCCGAGUUGGUGACAUUGUUGUUUUCAGACAAGAAGGAGAGUUAGUGUUCCAUGUCACAGCUUUAGGACCAAGUUGCUGUGAGAUUCAAUACGGAGAAGAUACCCUUGAAGAGGAUAAAAUUGAGAAACUUUGUGGUACGGAGAAUGUUUCAAGUAAGAAAAAGAGUCUAAAGAGAGAAGCUGAGUCUGCACCAGACAAUUCACUAGAUUCUUGUUUUGUGGCCACUGUCACGGGUUCGAAUCUAAAGCGCGAUACAUUGUAUAUUCCGAAAGAGUUUGCAUUGUCAAAUGGUCUGAUGAACAAAUAUCAGAUUGUGUUAAUGAAUGAAGAAGGAGAAUCAUGGAAGAUAGACUUGAGACGCGAGGCAUAUAAUUACGGCCGGUUUUACAUGAGAAGAGGCUGGAGAAGUUUCUGUAUUGCUAAUGGGAAGAAACCUGGAGACGUUUUUGCAUUCAAAUUGGUCAAAAAUGAAGAAACACCUAUGAUACAGUUGUUCCCUAUGACCAUUGAAGAUUUAGACAAACUUCAGAGUCUUCCAAGACACAAGAUUCGAAAAACAGAAGCAGCUCCUUCUUCACCGGACCUUUCUUCUUUUGUAGCCACUGUCACGGCUUCAAAUCUAAGCCGAGAUAGACUGUAUCUUCCGAAGACGUUCAUUAUGUCAAAUGGUUUGUUGAAGAAAUUUCAGAUGUGUCUAAUGAAUGAAGAGGGAGAAUCAUGGACGAUAGAUGUGAAACAUGAGGCACAUACAGGCCGGUUUUUAACGAUAAGAGGUUGGAGAAGAUUCUGUGUGGCUAAUGGGAAGAAACCAGGAGACUUGCUCAAAUUCAAAUUAGUCCAUAACGAAGAAACACCUGUGCUCCAGUUGUUACCCUUGAACAGUGAAGAUCUACACAAACUUAAUCCUAGCAAUGACACAAGGCAUGGACAGAGUUUAAAAGUUACCAAAAAAGAGUUUCUUGGCAUGGAAGCCACAGAAAAUGAGUUUCUUGGGGAAGAAGUUUACUGUAAUGACUCCUUUAAAGCUAGCGAGAAAGAUACUCUUCCUUUUGCUGAACCUAUCAAUGAAGAUAUAAGGCAAGGACAAUGUUCACAAACUAUUAAACAAGAAUAUGUUUCCACAGAAGAGAAAAACUCAACAAGCCAAAACCGAUUUGUGACCUUAACACUUACACAUUCAAGUAAACUUAAUCUUCCGUUUGAAUUCAUGAAGCGGAAUGGAAUCAAAAAGGCGGGGAAGAUAACGAUGGUUGAUAGAUACGAUGCAAAAUGGCGUACUUCACUACUGAUGGACAAGAUCGGAACAAUGAGUUUAGGAAGAGGUUCAAAAGGUUUCUGCGAGGUUAAUGGUGUUGAGAUGAAUGAGUCGUUUAUCUUGGAGUUGAUUUGGGAAGACACAGUUCCUCUUCUUAAGUUUUGUUCCAAAGUUUGAGAACAAUAUUAAGAAUGUCUAGGAUCAUCGCUCAAAUAAACUUCUUUCCUUCUAUGGUUUAAUUUUCAUGUUAAAAAAUGCCGUUUAAAUCAUCAUUAAUUCAGAUAAUAUUGGUUUACUAAACAAGAAUCGUUAAAGAUUUUAUAUAAUUAUUUUUGGGGGUCA